GAACGAGAGCUAGAAAGAUCAGCAGAACCAGUUUGUCGAGCUGAGGGGACCAAGACUGAACACGCAAGAACACUGGAAAUACAACGCGUCACCAUUACAGGAGAACACAGCAUCCUCCGUCUGGCAGCAAGAGUAAGGACUACAUCACCCCACCCCCCCAAGUGUGUCGAAACAUGGUUGUGUGUGAGGAGGACCGGGAGUGCGGGGUGUGCUACCAGGCUUACACUCGCUCGGAGCGGGUCCCUCGCCUGCUGCACUGCAGCCACGUCUUGUGCACCCUGUGCCUGGAGCGCAUGAGCCGGGCCCUCAGCUCCCUCCUGGCCGUACGCUGCCCCUUCUGCCGCUGGACCACCUGCGUGGGGCCCAACCUCAGCCUGCAAGAGGGGCUGUGGGUCCACACCGAGCUGUGGGACCAGAUCUCCGAACACGAGGACAAGAAUGAAGAGGAGAGAGAGGAGGAGGAGGAGAAGAGCCAGGGGCAGGCCGCCAGACAGGUCCAACUCACUCAACAGUCAAAAUGGUCUUCUCUCAAGAGCUACAAGCUGCAUCUAGAGGUUCCCCCCAUCCUGAAGAGACUCUCCAACAACUUGCAGAGAACUUUCCAGAUCAGCCACCAGACAUGUAGCACGUCAUGACACAAGAGUCUAGAGUUUUGAGGGGACUUCCAAGAAUAAUUAAAAACCAGGAGAGAAGACAGAGGAAGACGAUGAUCUACUGUAAAGUUUAAUGUUUUAAUUCUCAAAUAUAAAUUUCACCUUGUAUAUCAAGUUAAAAAUGUGACGUACGCAUUCACAAUAUUUAAAUCUUUAGGGACCUCAUGAAGGAUACAGAUUGUGUAAAAAACUGUCUUUCAGCAAUUGUACAGGAAAUCAGCUGUUUAAGUUAAGCUUCUAAAUUGCCUCGUUUUUUUUACAAGUUAUAAUGUGAACUAUAUUAUGAUUGAUAAUGCUUAUGAUUGAUAAAGGGUAAUGUUUUGGUGGUACAAGUUGUUAUAUCUUGUAGGUUGUGAUUGAGCAUAAGCUUAAGGACAGAUAUUGCCUGAAGCUAUCCAGUUCCGUUGUCAGUGACAUAGUUUUUUGAGAAACCAGUUACUUCGUACAUUUUUGAAAUUAUGACCCAGUUCCAAUGAAGAGUCCUGACCUAAUACUUCAAAUACUUUGUUAUAAGGUAAAAAAAAAAAAAAAAGUCAAACUUAUUUAUGGAUGUGCUGCUGCUGGCUGUAAACAGAAAGUAUAAAGAAGAACAGUUCUGCCUUGCCAAGUAAGCACAUUUAUUAACUGUUUCAGACCAUUACAUCACAGAAGCACGACUUGCAAAUAACCUGUAGAGUGAAACUUACAUGCGGCUGUCAUAUACACUUUUCUAAAACAAGCUCACUAUGUACACCCAAAUACAGCAAAAACAAGUCAACAUCAAAUAAAUAUAUUGUUGUCCUGUAGACAUUUUUUUGUGCA
Messenger RNA from Anguilla rostrata (American eel), 1454 nucleotides. RefSeq names its product RING finger protein 208-like. Lineage: Eukaryota; Metazoa; Chordata; Actinopteri; Anguilliformes; Anguillidae. Gene Ontology annotation, molecular function: ubiquitin protein ligase activity. The transcript has 4 exons. Gene Ontology annotation, biological process: protein ubiquitination. Bases 174 to 635 code for a protein of 153 amino acids. The record is from RefSeq and is a predicted model, not a curated record.